UCGUUCGCCACCACCACGAGUACAAAGCUAGCUAGUGCUCCACGUUCCAAAGGAGCCAAGAGAUCAUCAAUGGCGCUCACGCGCUGUAGCUUGGUCACCGUAGCCGCGCUUCUUGUCCAGCUCUUCUUCUUCCUCGCCGGCCCGGCCGCGGCGGCGGGGCAGGUGACGGUGUUCUGGGGCCGGAACAAGGACGAGGGGUCUCUCCGUGAGGCGUGCGACACCGGCCUCUACACCAUGGUCGUCAUGUCCUUCCUCAACGUCUACGGCCACGGCGACUACCGCCUCGACCUCUCCGGCCAUCCGGUGAGCGACAUCGGCGGCGACGUCAAGCACUGCCAGCGCAAGGGCGUCCUCGUCUCCCUCGCCAUCGGCGGGCCCGGCGGCGCCUACUCGCUCCCGACCAACCAGUCAGCGCUCGGCCUCUUCGACCACCUCUGGAACACCUAUCUCGGCGGCGGCGGCGGCGGCUCCCGCAGGAGCAGUGUGGCGCGGCCGUUCGGCGACGCGGUGCUCGACGGCGUCGACUUCAUCCUGGAGCACGCCACGCCGGCGGAGCGCUACGACGUGCUCGCCGCGGGGCUCGCGAAGCGCAGCAGCGUCAGCGGCGGGCGGCCGCUGCACCUGACGGCGACGACGCGGUGCGCGUUCCCGGACCGCGGCGCCGGCCGGGCGCUGGCGACGGGCGCCUUCGAGCGCGUCCACGUGCGGUUCUACGGCGACGGCGGCGGCAACUGCACCCUGUACUGGGAGGACGCCUGGGACAGGUGGACGGCGGCGUACCCGCGCAGCCGGGUCUACUUCGGCCUGCCGGCGGCGCCGCCGGAGCAGGGCGGCCGGAGCGGGUACAUCUACCCCAAGACGCUCUACUACAGCUACGUCCCGGCGUUGCAGAAGGCGGCCAACUACGGCGGCUUCGUGCUCUGGGAUCGCUACAGCGACAAGCAGAGCGGCUACAGUAGCUACGUCCACUCCUGGGCUUGAGCUAAUUUGUUGCAGUUGUAACUUAGUUCAAUAAAUACAUUAACCUAAAUAAAUUGGGAUUUUUUUGGCAGAAUAAAACAAUUAGUGAUCUACUAUUGUUAACGACAAAAUACUUAAAGGACAUUGAUGCCAACAUGCAUCCAUUGAUCUAUCAAUUGUUAGCUUGAAAAAUCAACGAUUACUUUAAUUGGUUGACU
Oryza brachyantha (malo sina) is the source of this 1178-nucleotide messenger RNA. RefSeq names its product xylanase inhibitor protein 1-like. The record is from RefSeq and is a predicted model, not a curated record. NCBI's taxonomy places the organism in Eukaryota, Viridiplantae, Streptophyta, Magnoliopsida, Poales, Poaceae. Gene Ontology annotation, cellular component: extracellular region. Gene Ontology annotation, molecular function: chitinase activity. The annotation marks the transcript as partial. The transcript has a single exon. Gene Ontology annotation, biological process: carbohydrate metabolic process.